Trichoderma asperellum CBS 433.97 is the source of this 3060-nucleotide messenger RNA. RefSeq lists its product as uncharacterized. Gene Ontology annotation, cellular component: cytoplasm; nuclear pore; nuclear pore cytoplasmic filaments. Gene Ontology annotation, molecular function: inositol hexakisphosphate binding; phospholipid binding; translation initiation factor binding. The record is from RefSeq and is a predicted model, not a curated record. NCBI's taxonomy places the organism in Eukaryota, Fungi, Ascomycota, Sordariomycetes, Hypocreales, Hypocreaceae. Gene Ontology annotation, biological process: poly(A)+ mRNA export from nucleus.
CUGAAAAAGCGCCCCGCGUCACGCAGCAGGAGAUGCGACGAGGCACAGCGCUGGUGCGAGCUGAGACCAUAAAGAUCUGCUGAGGACGGGACAAACAGGACUCGUGUCUUGUUUACCUUCUUUUGCCACACACAAAGCAGUCUCUGCCGCUUGAUUCUCUUCUCAAUUCCAGGCGAGCUUAGGGGGUAUAGUACCCGGUGUCUGCCUAGAAAGCGUGGCCUGCCUGCUUUAAGCUUCUACAACUGCCAUUGUUCAGACUGUCAUCAUCUCCAUCGCUUUACUUGAACAGCAAUACACUGCGAGAUACUCUCCAAGACGAUAAAGAUAAAGCACUUUGAAUCCCCUGGGGAUAGCAGCCAAAAGAAAAAAAAGUAUUUCAUUGCAGGGUACACGCACCUCGCAUUCGGCUCCAGGCCGCCAUCGCCAAGAUGAAUCCCAACACCAGCAACAACAACAGCGACAGCAAUAGCCAUCUCAACGUCCAGGGAGACGAGGUUCCGCCGCCCCCAUAUUCCGAAACAGACGUCUACAGCAAUUCAAAUGGCUCCCGCUCUCCUCGCCCGGCAGUAGCCGCAGCAACUCCGUCUCACAGCUUCGUUGACGAUGCUGCUUCGUCGACUGCCGACGAUGUCAUCUACACGCCACCUCUUAGCCCCCAAAACACCUCAGAUGCUGGACAGUCCGCGGCCUCUCUAUACUUUGACCGGAGGCCAGUGCCUCAGCAAAACGCAACGCCCCGCGAACCUCUCCUUCAUACCAUUGAGGUAAAUGAUGCUUCGCAGCCUGACGAUUUCCCCUUCCAGAAUGACUGGGCUGCCCGAGAUAUCUCUGCCCUGGACUGGUCUACUUUUAUCAACUUCCUGCUUCCCGAUCACAGCACAAGACAGAAUGAGGCUAUUCUCCAUAGAAAGCUGCGGGAUGAGAUACAGUCAAACUCGGGCAAAACUAACGAUACCACAUCGCAGGUCGAAGCCCAGCUCGGCCGGAAUGCUGAUGCAGGAACUACAACUAGUCCUAAUUCUAUCCAGCGAAGGAGAGAUGUCGAAGCCACCGUCCAGCAGUGGAACGAUGGCUUCUUCGGCCCCCGUGGCGUCCAAGUCCGCCUUCAACCCCUGAGAACUCCAUCCGCGCAGAUGCCCGGUGCCUGGGAAACCGGCUUUGACCAGAGACCUGAGGCUGCUCGAUCUACCCAGUCUCCGCAGACGGCAGGCCGCUCAGAGCCUGCCAGCUGGAGUCCCUGGUCUGCGUUUCAAGUGGAUAACAACGGUAUUCGAUUUGGCAAUACCUUUGUCGCAGACACAAACGGCCUGCGUAUUGGAAGUCUAGUCAUGGAUAACAAUGGUAUUCGAUUCGGAAAUGGUGAAGGGCCAAGCCAACAGCAGCGGCAGCAGGGUACACCCACUGCCGAUGCUGACCAAGAUGUUCGUGGUCGUGCUGCGUAUCAAGGAAGCUAUCCAGACGAGAAAAAGGAUCACAAACGCUCGUCUUCCUGCUCGUCGAUCUCAUCUUUGUCUUCCAUGAGUUCUGUGUCCUCUAUUGGUUCUCUCCCAAGCUAUGACAGCGUUCCCCAGAGGUCGGUGCAGCUUUACAUAGCACGACUCCAGGAUUGGACUAAUCAUCCUGAUCAAUAUCGCACGAAGCAAGACGUCAAGCAGCUGAAAGCUGAACUCAAGAGCGUCCCCAAAAUCGAUAAUCCCGUUUCCGAGGAGGAUAAGAAGGCUCUGAAAGCACAAAUCAAAGCAUUGACGAGUGCGUGGAAACAGAUCAAGAGAAACCAAAGAAAGGAACGCAGGGCUCUCAAAAGGGAGCGCCGUGCCCAGAGGAGAGCAGAGUGGAAGGAAAAGAGACAGCAUAAAAGGGAGAUGAAGAAAGCACAGAGAGAGGCGAAAAGAGAGGCUCGAGAGGCUCGAAGAGAAGCUCCCGCCCCUCCGCCUCCUCCGCCUCCGGCUGUUCCACCAAUGCCACCAAUGCCACCGCAUCCUCCCGCACACGCCGUGCCUCCUGUGCCUCCUGUGCCACCAAUGCCUCCAGGAAAUCCUCCACCGUUUACCGGUAGCUUUCCCUGGGGCCCUCGCAGCCCGGGGAGGGGGGGAAGAGGGGGAAGGGGCGGUCGAGGCGGCCGAGGUGGCCGAGGUAGUCAUGCUGAUCCCCAAUAUAAUCAUUAUGGUCCCUUUGGCCAAGACUGGACUGGCGAGAAUGGUAUGUUUGGAUCACGCGGUCCGUUUGGCUCUGGCGGUCCAUUUGGUCCUGGUGGUCCGUUUGGCGCUGGGGGCCCGUUUGGCGAGAAGGGCAUCUUUGGAAACGGCGGCAGCGAUGGCUGUGGUUCGAACAGUUUCUUUAGAAGUACUGCAGAACAGCGACAACAAGCACAAGAUCAGCGUGAUCAGCUACAGCAACGGUUACAGCAACAGCGUGAACAGAGACAGCAACAGCUAGAGCAAAUGCGUCAGCAGCAGGCGCAAGCACGUCAACAACAUGCACAGCAGAUGCAGCAGCAUGGACAGCAGAUGGAACAAAUCCGACAGCAAGCUAUCAACAGCGGCAUGGCAUAUGCCUCUCGCUCCAUGCCGGGCUACUGGCCCGACGAGAAACAAGAACAUUCAAUUCCCGUAUCAUCACAAGAUGACCAGCAGAUCCCUCCCUCUGGCGCCGCGGCAGCAAAGUACCGCUCCAUCAUGGGCAUCGAGACUGCGAUUGAGCAUCAGCUCGCUGCGGCGGAGAAGGCCGAGCCCGGUCCUCAAAAGGAGGCACUGGAAUGGGCCAUUGCUGAGAUGUUGAACCAGUUGGAAGUUAUGAGGAUGGAGGCUGAUGAGGAGUAUGCAAAGGAGCUGAGCGGGCAAUGAUGAAUUGUAUGAUAUUGCAAGUUGAUUCUGAGGCUUUGGGCUUAUGGGAUUUCAAACUUUGAGAGAUUGGACCACUCACCUUUUCUCUUUUUCUUUUUCUUUUUCUUCCUUUUUUUUUCUUCUAUGGAUGUAUAAAAAGAGCAAAAACAUUUACGAUAGCGUUAAAGAUACCAAAGGUCAUGAUAUAUAAACAAGGCAGUCAUUACGAAAAGGGGAA